This is a messenger RNA of Zingiber officinale, 391 nucleotides long. Its product is annotated as probable protein S-acyltransferase 22. The record is from RefSeq and is a predicted model, not a curated record. The transcript has 4 exons. The coding region runs from base 59 to 391 and encodes 110 amino acids. NCBI's taxonomy places the organism in Eukaryota, Viridiplantae, Streptophyta, Magnoliopsida, Zingiberales, Zingiberaceae.
CUAGUAGUGGAUCAAUAACUGCAUAGGAAGAAAAAAUUACAAAAGGUUCUUCAUCCUCAUGGUGUUUGCUCUUCUCUUGCUUAUUCUGCAGUGGGCUGUUGGGAUGCUUGUGCUGAUACUGUGUUUUGUUGAGAGAAGGAGAUUUUCUGCUGAAAUUGUUUCAAAGCUGGGUAGUAGCUUUUCCUUGGCACCCUUUAUCAUUGUGGUGGCUGUGUGCACUUUAUUAGCCAUGGUUGCUACUCUUCCAGUUGCACAACUUUUCUUCUUCCAUAUUCUUUUAAUAAAAAAGGGAAUCAGCACCUAUGAUUACAUUAUUGCUUUGAGGAGCAAGAUCAGGAGCAGGAGCAACUUGCUGUUGGUGGGCAGCAAAGUCCGCAAAUGUCCCAAGUGA